AGAUUUAUUAUUAUGCUUAUCUUAACUAAAAAUAAAAACUCUGAUUAUGAAACUAUUUUAGAACGUAAAAAAGAAUUAAGCAAGAUGAAGCAUUUAUUGGAUAUUCUUUCUGAUCCUAAUAAAAGAUGUUCAAUGGACAUUUUACUGAAGUGUGAGCAAGUUUUAGAGAGACUGGAAUUUAAAGUAACGGCGUCAGAAUCAUCUGCCGCCACCAGUAAUCAGUCUAUUGUGGGACCGUCUAAGCCACCAGAGCAGAAUAUUUGCCAACCGUUAAUCGACGCUAUAAAUUAUCACAUUAAAUCUCCAUUAUUUAAUCACACACUGCAAAGGACUUUUGGACCUGCUGUUGCAGCAUUAAAUGGUCCACGAACUGUGUAAGUAUUUUAAGAUUUAAGUUACUUUA
This is a messenger RNA of Centruroides sculpturatus (bark scorpion), 403 nucleotides long. Its product is annotated as mediator of RNA polymerase II transcription subunit 15-like. Lineage: Eukaryota; Metazoa; Arthropoda; Arachnida; Scorpiones; Buthidae. The transcript has 3 exons. The coding region runs from base 13 to 378 and encodes 121 amino acids. The record is from RefSeq and is a predicted model, not a curated record.